Molecule: messenger RNA, 1415 nt
Organism: Tarenaya hassleriana
Lineage: Eukaryota; Viridiplantae; Streptophyta; Magnoliopsida; Brassicales; Cleomaceae
Exons: 2
Coding region: 124-1311 (395 amino acids)
Source: RefSeq, a predicted model, not a curated record
UUUUCUCUCUUGUCUCACUGUUCAGAUCGAAUUUGAAAGAUUGAAUCUCUCUCUCUGGUUUUUUAUCUUCUCUAACAUUGUCUCAUCCCCAGAUUUAGGAUAUUGAGUUUUGUAAUUUUCGCUAUGACCCUGCUUGAAGUUGUUUCCAACGCUACUGUGAAAGGAGACCAAGGCGAUACGCAGUCGGAUUAUCCCAUCGUUCUCAACCCAGAUGGCAUCUGUUCAAACUUGAAGCCGAAACUCGAGAACCCUAAUCCUAGUACCCUGAUUAAUCCUCUAUCUGGGUGGGAAAUCUCCAGAAGUGAUGCUGAGAUAAUCGAUUUAGGCAAAGGUUUUUCUUCUAAGCUUAAAAGGAAGCUUAAAGAUACCAACAGUUUUGGCAAAGACGAAUUUAUCGGCAUGUUGAAGCCAUUUCUCGAGAAAAUUGGCGAGAAAUUCGGGAUAUCGGCGGGGGUUGAUCAUUCUGAUAAGGGCUAUAUAAGGGCAUUGAUUGAGAAAACUGGGCUCGUUAUGGGUAGAGAUGUUGCUGGUUUAAUUCUGGAAGGCUGUGUUCGUUUAGAGAUAUGGGAGUUAGUGGAGACCUUUGUUACAAACUCGAUGGUUGAUCAUUCCUCAUACUCUGGUUUGGUCAGGAAUCUCGUUGGGAAGAAACAAUCUGAUUUGCUUUGCCUUGUGAUCAAACAUGCUUCAGAUCUUGGGGCACCUGAGUUACUUUUGAUCUUGAAGUAUUUUCUUUGCCCGUCCAAGGAAGCAUUUGGCAAUAUGGUUAAGGUAAGAGAAGAAUGGGAUAAUCAGGCCUUGUUAGCUAUCGAAAAGGCGAGCGAUACAGCUCUUUCUGCUAAAAAGUCCAGAGUUGCUAGAGAUGCUUCAAUCUUGCUCAUGGUUGCCCAUGACGGGUUUUCAACUCCCGAGCUCUGCUUGCACUUCUUGUUAGCAUCCAAGAAUGUCGACGAUGUCAUGUUAGCGUCCGCAGUCAAUAAAUUGAGCGGCAAAGAGAUGGCAGGCUUUAUUCGGUACCUUUCCAAAUGGUUGAAGAAGUAUGAAAGUUUUCCUCAAGCGGGUCCAUGCCCUAAAGCUGCUUCAAUGUUCGGUUUAAAACUGUGCAACUGGGUUCCCAGGCUCGGGGAUGUUGCAAAAUAUCUCGGUCUAAUUCUCGACGAGAACUUCUCUACUGUGGUUCUGUAUUCAGAUGUGCAUGAAGAGCUAAAGUCCAUUGAAGGAGUAGUCCAUUCUUUAGCUUCUGAAUCCAAAGUUUGUUGUUUUAUGGCUAAUGUGGUUGAAAGUAUGAAACUUGGGUGUGCCCGAGACUAGAAAUUCACAUAGUUACCUGUUCUUGGUGGUUGUCUCGAGUUUAUGUAACCCAAUUCACUUUUCAAUCAACUGAUGUGAUAUUAGUAUUCUUACAUUUUCCUUAA